AUGGAUGGGAGGCAAGGGCAAAGGGGGGGACCGAGGCAAAGACAGACGGGAGAGCAAAGGGAUAUGGAGAGGAAAGGCAUAAGACAUGUGAGAAAGGCGGGGAGCCAAGUGGCCAAAGGCAAAGGCCACAAGGCCAAAAGGGGGAAGCAAGGAGCCCAGGAGCAGGGGGGAGCAAAGGGCCAAGUCCUAAAGCCAAGGUACAAAGGGAGAAAAAGGCAAGGGGGGGCCAAGGACAAGCCAAGGGAAAGGGGGGGCAAGGACAAAGGAGAAAGGCAAAGGGGGGGGAAGGCAAAGCCAGGGGGAAGGCGGAGAACACCCAGACGGGAGAAGGAAGAAGAGGAAGAGGAACGGACAGGGAAAAGAGGCGCACAAGGAAAAAGACGAGGCGAACGAGGAGGGGAGGAAAGGAAGAAGAGGGGGAAAGCCCAAAGAGACAAGAGACCACGGCAGAGCGGAGCAGAGAAGCAGGCGACACCAAAACGGAGACCCAGAGAGGCCACGCAACGGAAAACCAGAGGAAGAGCAGAGGAAGGGGGGGAGCGCAGGGACAGGGAGAGGAAGAGCCAGCAAACGGCGAGCGGAGCCGGGCGGACAGCGGGGCCAGAAGAGAAGAGAAGAGCGCGGACAAAAAGAGACAAGAGGGCAAAAAGGAGAGCGGCGCGGGCCAACGGACAGAGGCGCAGGACCAGCGAGAAAAGGAGGAAGAGAGGAAGACGGGAAGAGCAGACGAACGCACGAACAAGAGAGCAGAAAAGGCGAAGCAGCAAGGAGAGCGAAGAGAGCAAGGAAGCGGGAAAGAGCAGAGAGCAAAAAGCGCAGGGGGACAGAGCAGACCAAAAAGCGGCAAGGGAGAAGGGAGAAAAGAAAAAGAACGCAGAGAGCGGCAAAGAGAAAGAGGCGGAGAGGCGGAAACAGAGCAAAGCAGAGCAAAAAGAGCAAGGGCGGGACGGGAGAGAGGCAAAGAGAGAAAACACGCAGAGCGAGCAAGAGAAAGCGGCCAGAGGGGGGAGCGGCAGCAAAGAGACCGGCGCAGCAGGGAAGAGCAGCGACAGAGGCGCAGAAGGGGGAAAGCCAGGCGACAAAGGGGGGGAAGGGGAGGAAGCGGGCAGAGCGCGCGGGGAGGAGGAGGAAGAAAGAGGGAGCGCAAAAGCGAGGAGGCGCACGGGAGAAAGGGGAGGAGGGGAAAGGGCGGAGGCAGGGACACGGAGCGGCGGGACACGAGGAAAGGGGGGAAGGGAGGGCCACGGGCCCGAGAGAAAGAGGAAAAGGCAAGACGGCGGGGGGAGAGCCCGGAGGCGCCACAGGACGGACAAAAGCCAAAACCGGAAGGGACAGCGGACGAGAGAACGCGGAAGAAGCGGGACAAGAGGGCCAAGGAGAGGCGAGGCAAAGCCGGGGAGGAGACAAGAGGGCCGAAGAGCCGAAAGGGGGCCACGGCCAAAGAAAGAGGGGAAACGCGCAGCAAGAGGGGCGAAGGAGAGGAACAAGAAAAGACAAGAAGCGCACAAGCGCAGGAAGAAGGGGGAAGAGGGCAAAAGGCGCGCAAAGGAAAGGGGGGCAGACAGGGAAGCGCGAAGGAGCAAAGGGCGGGGAGAGAGGAGGGAGCGGGGCAAAAAGAGGAGCCAAAAAGAAAGGAAGCGCAAAAGCCGACGAGGCGGACCAGCGGCAGGGGAGAGGAAGGGGACGGCGAGGCGCGAGCACCGAGAGCGAAGAAGGGGGGCAACAGACAAAGGAGGAGGGAGCGAAAAGCAGAGGAGGGCGAAAGGAAGGCCAAAGAGGAGGAGGGGCAGGAAGCGCGAAAGGCGGCGCGAAGGGCCGAACAACCGGCAACCGCCAGGGCAGGAGAAAAGAAGGGGGAGGGAGGACGGACGAACAGGGGCGCGGGGGGCAAAAAGGGGAGAAGGGGGAGGCGAAAAGGAGACAACAAAAAGGCGGCGCGGGGAAAAGGCAGCGCGCGCAGAACACAAGAAGAAAAAGGCGAAGAAAAGAAGGAGGGGGCGACAAGGGCCGCAAACCCGGACAGGGGAAAGAAAGGGGCCGGAGCCGAGCGGGAGCAAGGAGCAAGGCAAAAAGGGGGAAGCGACGCCGAACAAAGCCGAAAGCAAAAGGGGCAAGCGCGACAAAAAGAAAAGCGCGCGGGAGCAACGAACCAAACGAAAAGGAGGAGGCGGAGGAGCAGCAGCAAGCGAGGAAAGGGCAGGGGCGGAGGAGGAGACGGCGCGAAGAGGCAAGGCAAGGGAGGGGAGGACAAGGGAAGAGGGGGGAGGGCGCGGGACGCAGAGGAAGAAGAGGGAACAGCGAAGGCGGGCAAGGCGGGGAAGGCGCGGGGCGCGGGAAGCGAGGGACAAGCGAAGGCGAGAAGGGCAAGAGAGGAGGCGCACGCAGCCGCAACGCAAGGAGCGCAAGAAGAGGCGAAGGCGGGAAAAAGAAGAAAGGAAGAAAAAAGGGCAAGAGGCGGACGGGAAGGGAGGAAAGGGAAGAAGGAAAAGAGGCAGCGGCAAGAAGAGGGGAAAGCAAGAGAGGGAGAGAACAGAAGCGGAGAGCGACGAGGGCGACGGGCACGAAGGCGGCGAAAAGAAGAGAGAAAAGGGGGAGCAGGCAAAAGCCAGCAGGAGAGAGAACCGGAAGGGGGAGGACGCCACAGGGGCGCAAACCCCGCAAAAGCGGACGAAGGCGACGACGACGGGAAAGAAGAAAGGGCAAGGGGGAAAAGGGGGAAAAGGCAGAAGAGCACGAAGGAGACAAGGACGGGGCGAGCAAACAAAAGGCAAAGGGGAAGGGGGAAAGGCCGAAACAAGGCGAGACGACGGCAAAGCAACAAAAAGGCGAGCAAGCAAAGAGAGGCCAAAGAGGCAAGGGCAAAAAGAGGGCAGAGAAAAGAGGGAAGCGGGGCGAGAAAGAAAGGGGGGAGAGGGAGCCCACGCAAAAGGAGGGGGGGUGCAAGAGAGGGAAGGCGGGGAGAGACCAAAGCAACCAGGCGCGGCCCAGGGGCCAAAAGAGAAAAAGAAGGGCAAAACCCGGCGCCAAAAAGGUGGGCGAAAGGGAGGGAGGAGGAGCGGGGCGCGAAGGGGGACAAAGCGCCGCAGCGUGAAGGCAAGAAGAGCAAGGGGGGGGGGGGACCAAAAAGCACGAACAGGAAAGGACCCAAGCAAGGAGGGGGACCGAAAGGGAAGGAAGCGGGGGGCAGGAGGGGGGGACAGCGAGAGGGGGGCGCACGCCACAGGACGAGAAAGAAAGCAGAGCGAGGGAAGGGCAAAGAAAGCGAGGGACCAAAAGGGAGAGGCGGAGGAAAGCAAAAGGAGGGAAGGACAAAAGGAGGGGCACGAGCAAGAAAAAGGGAGGAAGAGGGAAGAGGGGGCGGCGGGGAAGGAGGAAAAGGAAGGGGGGGAGCACGAGGCAAGGGGGGGAGAAAGGAGCCAGAAGCAGGACAAGAAGACGCCAGAGGAGCGAGAGAAAGGGAGAAAACCAAAGAGGGGGAGGGGCAGAGGGGGGGAGGCAAAGGGGGAGCAGAGGAAGGAGAAAGGGCAGCGAAAAGCGGGGGAGGAGCGGGCAGAGGAAGGAAGGGGCGAGGAGAGGCAGCGACCAGCAAGGCAGGCAGAGGGGGAAGAAAAGAGCAAGGGGGGGGAAGAAGCCAGACACGGGGGAGGGGAGGAAAAAGCACAGAGCAAAAAGGAGGCACGGGACGAAGAAAGGGCACAAAGGGGAACAAGGGGCAGAGGGAGGGGGGGAGACGAAGGAGACGGGGGAAGAGGAGGGGGGCAGGGAAGGGAGGAGGGGGAAAGGAAGGCGCGAGAAAAGCCCAGCCCGCAGCCAGAAGAAGGGGGAAAGGCGGGAAGAAGAAGGGGGGAGGGAGGCCGCAGGGGAGAAGGGAGAGGCAGGACGGGGGGAGCCAAGGGGGAGCAAGGGGCAGGGAAGGGGGGAAGCAAGGGCAGACAAGGAAGGAAAGGAGGAAAGGCGAACCAACACGGCCAGGGCACAACAAAGGGAGCCACCCAGGACCAGGCACCCAGGGGAACCAGAGGAAGAGGGCGCCAAAAAGCACCCGCCAGAAGGAAGGAGGGGAAGAGCAGGAAGGCGGGAAAACAAGAGCAGCGACCAGGGAAGCAGGGGCACGGGGAGCGAGCGCAGAGGGAACCAAAAGAAGGGGACGAAGCGCGCAAGGAGCCGGAGGGGAGAAAGGCGAGGCAAGAGGAGCGCGAGCAAGGCAAAAGAAAGGAGGGGGGGAACGGGGCCAAGACCGGCGAACCACAAGGGGGAGGAACCAAAGGGGGCGGCCGGAACAAAGCAAACGAAGAAGGCGGGAGGGGGAGGAAGAAAGCAAGGCGCGGGGCAAAAGGAGACGCGCAAGAAGAAGGAAGAGAGGGGGAGGAAACGGGGGCACCGGGAGCCGACGGGAAGCAAGCAGAAGGGGCCGAGCCGACGCCGCACACAAAGAGGCACCGGGGAGCAAAGGGACGGGAAAAGCGCAGGCGGGAAGGGGCGACGCGAAGAAGAAGGGGAGGGCGAACAACCCCCAGGGGGGAGGGAAAAGGCGAAGGGGAGAAAGGCGACAAACGGAAAAAGGCAGGGGAGGGGGGGAAACAAGCACCGAGAGCGGGGGAGGAGACGGGGGCAAGGGGCGGAGAAGCGGGGGAGGCACCAAAGGCCGGGGGACAAAACGCGAGGGAGAAGGCAAGAGGGGGAGCAGAGGGAGGAGGGCAAAGAGAGGGGAGGAGAGGAGGGGGAAGCACGAACAAGGCGGGGGGGGAGAAAGGGGCGAAGCGGAGGCAGAAGAAAGGCGAAAGGAGCAGGAGGGGGGAAGGGAAGGACGGCGGGGGCGGACAAGGCAAACAACGGAAAGAAGGAAGAGGCAGCAAGCAAGCAAAGGACACCCGCGACGGGAGAAAGAAGGGGGGCCGGGAGGGAAAAGCAGCGAGCAAAAGGCCAAGGAGCACAGCAAGAAGGCGAGACAAAGAGGAAGAGGGAAAGGAGGGCGAGCAAACAAAAGAGAGAGGAAGGAGGGGGGCGCGGCGAGAGCGGACG
Messenger RNA from Ipomoea nil (Japanese morning glory), 5022 nucleotides. Its product is annotated as trichohyalin-like. The record is from RefSeq and is a predicted model, not a curated record. The transcript has 3 exons. NCBI's taxonomy places the organism in Eukaryota, Viridiplantae, Streptophyta, Magnoliopsida, Solanales, Convolvulaceae. The annotation marks the transcript as partial.